Molecule: messenger RNA, 842 nt
Organism: Chelonus insularis
Lineage: Eukaryota; Metazoa; Arthropoda; Insecta; Hymenoptera; Braconidae
Product: smoothelin-like protein 1
Exons: 5
Coding region: 40-501 (153 amino acids)
Biological process (GO): actin cytoskeleton organization
Cellular component (GO): filamentous actin; microtubule organizing center
Molecular function (GO): protein binding
Source: RefSeq, a predicted model, not a curated record
AAGGUUAAUGAGAACAUCAAUAAGUUGGCUAAGAAACCCAUGUCGCCAUUCGCUAAAUUUCGUGAACUUGAUCGACAAAAUAGUCUACCAAGUUCUCCAAGUACACCAAAGACUCCAGGAAAAGAAUUUUCUUUCAAAUUUACUGAUCCUGUUGUUCACAAUAAUGCGCUUCAAAUUAAAGAAAGAUUGUUAGCAUGGUGUCGUUCUAAAACUAAAGAGUAUGAGAAUAUUCAAAUUGAUAACUUUUCAACAAGUUGGAACAAUGGCCUUGCUUUUUGUGCAUUACUACAUCAUUUUAGACCUGAAGCAUUCAAUUAUGGAAGUCUUAAACCAGAGAAUCGUAGAAAAAACUUCGAGUUGGCCUUUGAAAAAGCAGAAGAGGUGGCUGGGAUUACACCUCUUCUAGAUGUAGAUGACAUGGUAAAAAUGAAAAAGCCUGAUUGGAAAUGCGUUUUUACUUACGUACAGUCAAUAUAUCGUCGGUUUAAAGAUGAAGAUUAAAUUUAAUUCUCUGAUUAAAAAUAAUUACGUAAUUUGUUUAUACUCUUGUAUUCUUGUUGUUUUUUAUAUUGAUGAUCAAUGUUGAUGUUAUUCGUGAUAUGUAAGAACUGUACGUGCAUUUGAAAAUAUUAUCAAUUAAGUAGAUUAAUUUACAUAGUUAAAAAUACUGAAAAUUAUUUAUUUAUGUUAAUUAUCAAAUGUUUAUAAUGUCUGUUGCAGAAAGUUAUUACAACUUUUAUAAUUGCUAAAUAUAAAAUCUGAAUAACACAAACUCUAAAUAUUUUAUGAUAUUCUAUAAAAAAGUAAUUAAAUCUGUGUUUUUUUCUUUUAUAUACAAAAAA